GAUUAAUAGUACAGUACGGUAGUAGUUACGAGUCACCCCGUACUAGAGCGUCAUCAGAAGAACUGACUUCAUGCGUUGCCUUCUAAAAAAUAGCUUUUGGACCAAGAAAGGAACAGACCGAGGUCGGAACUUCCUCCGAGAUCAGAGUCAUGAAAAGGAGGAAAAAAUUGAUUCAUUGAGAGAAAAUGUGGACCGCAAGAACCAGUGCCCUUCUCCUUGAUGGUUUCCUGUUCUUCGUUGUCUCCGUUCAGAAAGCGUCGGGGUUUGUAGCAAUACCCCCAAAGCCCUUAAGAGGUGCUAGGCGAGGGAAGGCUUGCAUUGCAACCUUUUUGAGUGAACACAGUGUGACCACCGACGCAGUUGAUUCUCAGGGAGCUUCUGGGAAGUGCUGGGAAAGCGAAGCCAUUCGUUGGAUCGACGAUGUCCUGGACCAAAAGUCGAAACAGAGCCCCUUUGCGAUAGAAGAACCAGGCGACGACAACACUCCCAUCGUCCCAUUUGAGUGGGUAGUCGGUGGUCCCGAUGAUCGUGGCGACUCCCCUGGUUCGUCUCCUAUAAGAAACAAAAAAGUCGCCCUCAGGACCAUUGGCGCUACCCCUUUGCUCGAUGCCGAGUCCAUCGCUUCCAUACGGAACGCCGCCGAGAACCUCUGGGAUGGCCGUGGCAGCAGUGGUCCAACCUCGCGCUUCACGCUGCAGUUCGAGAACACCAAUUCGGAGUGCCACCUCGACGAGCUCGUGGAGUCCAACGCAGCACUGAAAGAAGUGGUCGACAACCUCCUGACCACGAAGGUCUAUCCMCUGGCACGCUCGGCCUUUGGUGACAGCGGCGGCGGCGGGCAGCGGCUCACGGAUGGACGUUUGUGCGUCUACGAUUCCCUCGUGGUCCGAUACGACGGCAACAAGGCCACCGAUCGAUUCGAGGCCUCGCAGCCCCUGCACCGAGACGGUGGCGUGGUCUCGGUCAACAUCGCACUCAAUUCGCACGACGUGGCCAAAGAGACGCGCCGUGCGGACCGGUUUACUGGCGGCGGAACGUUUUUCGAAGACCUGAUGGGCCGCGAACCAAACGAACACCAAAGCGAGAAUGAGAACGAGGCCUCCGGUGGCGAUGCCAGCCCCGUCCUUCGCCCUUUGGCUGCUGGCCACGCUCUGGCCCAUUGGUCGACAAAGCGACACGCCGGGGCACCCACGACGUCGGGAACGCGGGACAUAUUGGUGUUUUUCCUAACCCAGCGAAAGGCAACCGAGACGGCCGCUGCUGGGGCUGUCCCGAAAUCCGCCUUUUCCGGCAUCGAGCGGUCCUUCCACCUCAAGCUGAAGGCCCAAGAAAUACCGGGUGGACUCGCUCUGAGGUGCCUUGACCUGGCGAUGGAAGAGACCCCAUUUGAUGGCCAGGCACACUUUUUGAAAGGCUUUCACCUGAUGCGGGGGGGAACGACACCAAAGGAUGGUCGCGGGAAUACUACCGAAGACGAGGAGCAGCGGUGGCGAGAGCUCCAACAGAGCGUUUUCCAUCUGGUGCGAGCCGCGGAAUACGCGCCCUUCGACGCCCGAAUCCAGUGCCACCUCGGAAUGGCCUAUCGGCAGCGAUGGAUGUUUGCCAAGCGCACCAACAGGACAAGAGACAUCACCGGGUCGGAUUCGUCGGAGAACGGCGAACAACGGGAACUCUGCAAGGCAACGGAAUCCUUAAGGCGAGCAUUGUUUCUUCACGAUCGAUACCAGCGGCACGGAAUUGCCUCCGAUUUCGAUGACAAUGUCCUCGUCGCCAGGCUCACCCUCGGGGAGGUCUUGGCGCAACUCGAACGAUACAGCGACGCAAUCCAGUGCCUGUCCAAGAUUGAAAGCCACUCCCUCGAUGCCGACAAACCCAAGGACAAGGCUAUGGCGCAGCACAUUGCAGCGGUGGUGGCCCAUUGCAUAGAACAAGAAUGAGACAAAAACAAAGCCGAACUUUUAGUGACGCGACAACAUUCGGAAUGAUGGCAAGCAUCUCAACAUUCACACUUUGUGCAAUACUGUAAUAAAAUAUACCCUUAAUG
Pseudo-nitzschia multistriata is the source of this 2044-nucleotide messenger RNA. The record is from the annotation of a GenBank genome assembly. NCBI's taxonomy places the organism in Eukaryota, Bacillariophyta, Bacillariophyceae, Bacillariales, Bacillariaceae.